AUGUUAAGCCAGAUGCUUACUGAAGUGAGUGCUGCUGUCCUUCUGACGAGCACUUCAUCAAAGACCACAGAUGAGAACCCAGUUAACCCCUUUGAAAAAGAGCCGCCUGAAGGCAGAGCGUCUAAAGAAGGAGAGCGUCUAAAUCGAAGAAGGAGCCCAAUCAGCCCCUACUGGUGCUUCUCGUAUUCCACUUUCGGCACUGUAGAGGACGGAGACAAGCUUUUCGCUAAGUUCAUGAACACCUUGCAGAACACAGGAGAGCGACCAUCUGCCUACUUGUCCUGGCUUCAAGCUGCCUUGAAUAUAGCUGUGAAAUGUGGUAGUGUCUCACUCAAUACAGCAGACCGGCACCUUUUAAAGCAGUUCUGCCGGGGCUGCUGGGAUGAAGGUUUAAUUGCUGACCUGCGCCUAGCUCAAAAAUAUCUGAGGAUUAUCCUAUUUGGACCCCGUGAGGUAAACGUGGCUUCAAUUGGAAACAUCAUCCUUGGGAGUGAGGUGUUUGUGUCUCAGAAUAGUAGCAAGUGCAUAAAGAGAGAUGGAGAGAUAGCUGGUAGAAAAGUAACAGUGGUAGUCACACCUAAUCGAUGGUCCAGACUUCAACUGAUUGACACAACAAAACGAGAUAAACAAGAACUAAUGCUCAGCAUGAUUCUGUGUGAGCCUGGACCUCACGCCAUCCUUCUAGCCGUUGGUGAGGAGGAGGUCACAAAGGACAUGGCUCUCUCAGUGGAGGAGCACACAGAGCUUCUUGGCCAGGAAGUUUGGGAUCAUACAAUAUUAUUAUACUCAUGUGGCAAACAGCAAGAAAAAUGUGUUAAGGAAUCAGGAGAAGCUUUCAAGAGGAUUGCAAAUAAAUGUGGACACAGAUAUCACAUUCACAGUGACACAAAUCAGGGUGAUAGAAUUCAGGUCAGAGAACUACUAAAGAAGAUAGAUGACAUGGUACAGAAAAACAAAGGCAAACACUGUGAGAUACAUGGGAAGAUCUACCUUGUUCAGAAAUGGAGGGAAGCUGAAGAUAAACGAGCAGAACAAAGGCUACAAAAGACAAAGGAACUGAGAGAGAUGCUGAGAUCAAAAAUGGGAAGCACAAGCCACAGUUCUGAGAUCAGAAUUUUGCUAACCGGUUAUCAGUUUUCUGGAAAGAGCUCAACAGGAAACACAAUCUUGGCACAGGAAGCAUUUAUGACAUUUCCAAAAAAGAGGAGGUCAAAGUGUGUAAAAAGUGAAGGAGACGUUCAAGGAAGACAUGUUACUGUAGUGGAUACUCCAGGACGAUGGAGAAUUCACCCAUUCGAGUACACUACUGAGCUUUGCAAGCAGGACCUGGUGCUUAGUGUAAGUCAGUGUCCACCAGGACCCCACAUUUUGCUUGUGUUUGUCCGUUUAGACACUUCGUUCACUGAAAUGAACAGGAGGGCAACGGAGGACCACUUGCAGCUUUUUGGUGAGAAUGUUUGGAGACACACCAUGGUACUGUUCACCUGUGAGGACUUUCUGGGAGAAACAACGAUUGAGCAGUUUAUUGAGGGUCAAGGGAAAGCUCUGCAGUGGCUAGUGCAGAAAUGUAACAACAUGUACCAUGUGUUCAACAACAACAAAAAGGAUGAUCGCUCUCAGGUUUCUGAGCUGCUGGAAAAGAUUGAUGAGGUUGUUGCUAGUAACAGUGGUGGCCAUUUUGAAAUGGACCAGAAGAUUUUGCAGGAGGUCCAAAUGAAGAGGAAGAUGGCAGAAGACAAAGCUAAAGAGAGGAGACUGAUGGCAGAAGACAAAGCUAAAGAGAGGAGACUGAUGGCAGAAGACAAAGCUAAAGAGAGGAGACUGAUGGCAGAAGACAAAGCUAAAGAGAGGAGACUGAUGGCAGAAGACAAAGAUAAAGAGAGGAGACUGAUGGCAGAAGAGGCACAAAGAGGAUUAACUAAUUCAGUAUCUGAAAAAGGAGCCUCACCUAGUGAUCCUGAGGUCAACAUUGUAUUAAUUGGUUAUAGAAAAGCUGGAAAGACCACAACUGGAAACAUUAUGUUAGGCAAAAACGUUUUUUCCAGACAAAAGACUUUUCAGAGUGAGCAGCAACAUGGACAAGUAGCAGGAAGACAGGUAGCUGUAGUAGACACUCCAGGCUGGGACUGGGUCCAUGAGUUGGAGGAAACUCCUGAGCUUGACUGGCAGAUAGUGCAGAGUGUUCACACUCAUUGUUCCAAAGGUGCACCGGUUGUUUUCAUUCUGGUCGUGCGAGCAGCUUUUUCCUUCAAAGAGGUGAACAAACUCAUAACUGAAGAAUAUCUGAAACUUCUUGGUGACUGCGUCUGGAAUCACACCAUAGUGCUGUUCACUACUGGGGCCUGGAUGGAAGACAUAGACAUAGAACUGCACAUUGAGAGUGAAGGGGCUGCACUGCAGUGGCUUGUAGAAAAAUGUGGGUACAGAUACCAUGUUAUGGACACUAAAGGAAAGAAAGCAGCUGUACAAGUCCCUGAACUGAUGAGAAAGAUUGAACAAGUAGUGGCAAAUAACAAGAGCUGUCCUUUUCAGUUAGACAAAGAAAUCUGUGAGAAAUUUGAGAAGAAAUGUUCCACUGUUAGCAAUCAAACCUCACAAAGGAUGUUACACGCCAGAAAGGAACACGGCAGCAUGCGCUUACAUCCACCUAACAGUAAGUUUUUAAAAAAAUUAAUUUUAUCAUGA
Tachysurus vachellii is the source of this 2685-nucleotide messenger RNA. Its product is annotated as GTPase IMAP family member 8-like. NCBI's taxonomy places the organism in Eukaryota, Metazoa, Chordata, Actinopteri, Siluriformes, Bagridae. Gene Ontology annotation, molecular function: GTP binding. The record is from RefSeq and is a predicted model, not a curated record. The transcript is spliced from 6 exons. Bases 1 to 2685 code for a protein of 894 amino acids.